AUGAAGAUAAUAGUAUUGCUUUCUUUCUUCGCUUAUAUUGAGGCACGAGUUGUCAAUGAAAAUUGUAAUGGAGUGGUCGUCCAUAAUAUAAACCAUCAGCAAGAAAUAUUAAAAGACGAUGUUACAAGUCCAUAUCAAUUGGCAAUCGACUAUGAUACUAAUAAUUUAUUUUUUAGCUAUUCCACCGGCGAAAUAAAAACAUUAUUCGAAUCAGCGUAUAUUAAUCUCAAGACAAAUGAGUUUCAAAUUAUCGAAGGUAUAAAUGGCGGAUUUGCUAAUGCAGUUGACAAUAAAGCUAAUGUAGUUUAUUUGGGAGGCAACGAUGGGAUUUACAAGUUUGAUUAUAAUACCAAAAUUGCUACACAUAUUGAUGGAACGUCCCAUAACAUUUGGCAAAUGUUCUUUAAAAAUGAACUCUAUUACUCAACCUAUCCAGAAGAACAUGUUUACGUGUACAAAGACAACCAUUCGCAGCGAGUUUCUCAAUUGGUCGAUACAAGAGGAAUGUUGGUUGCUCUUGACAACGAUGAUAACAUAUAUUUCUCAAAUUCUACAGGGCUUUUUAUUUACAAAAAAGUUAAAGAUUAUACUUUUUACUUAGGUGAUUAUAAUUUGAAUGCUAUUACGUCAGACAUAAAUGGCAACUUAUUUUUCUCGACACCUAGUGGUAUAUAUUCUAUAGAUAGUGACAGUAAAAAAAUAGAAAACCUUGCUUCAAUAGAAAACAUUUACGGAGUAGCUGUAGAAAGCGACGGUAAUAUUAUUUAUGCGUCAGAUAGAAGUGUCAUUCGGUUAAAACCAACAAAAACAAAAUGUGUUAAU
Brenthis ino (lesser marbled fritillary) is the source of this 822-nucleotide messenger RNA. NCBI's taxonomy places the organism in Eukaryota, Metazoa, Arthropoda, Insecta, Lepidoptera, Nymphalidae. The record is from the annotation of a GenBank genome assembly.